AUGGCCUGUGCCAACAAGCUAGACGGUAGUCCAGAUUGCAAAUUAGGCUGCAAUUUGGAUAGCAGAUCAAGUCGCAGAGAUUCAAACGGAGAUCCAGGUGGAUCAAACAGGUGGUUCAGAAGCCUGCCAGCUAACUUUGGACGACUGUCAGCCUUGAGGACGCUCGAGCUGCGGGAGAACAACAUGAUAACGUUGCCUAAGAGCAUGAGCCGUUUAGUGAACUUGCAGAGGCUCGAUAUCGGUAACAAUGACUUCACGGAGCUGCCUGAAGUUGUGGGAGAUCUCAUCAAUCUCACGGAGUUGUGGAUUCACGGCAACGACAUCAGGCGUGUCCCGGCGAAUGUCGAGCAGCUCUAA
Molecule: messenger RNA, 357 nt
Organism: Temnothorax curvispinosus
Lineage: Eukaryota; Metazoa; Arthropoda; Insecta; Hymenoptera; Formicidae
Product: protein lap1-like
Exons: 3
Coding region: 1-357 (118 amino acids)
Molecular function (GO): protein binding
Source: RefSeq, a predicted model, not a curated record